UAUCAAUUCAAGAUAUACACUCAAAUUCGUUCAUGUGCGAGAGAGGCCGUUGAAGGGAGCCAUACAAAUCUGGGAAGGGAAAGUUGAGCAACAGUGCAUUCAGGUGAAGCAAUUUAGCGGCAUCAAUGGCUGCCAAGAGGCCUUUGCAGAGUUUGUUGGGCAGAAUUUGCAGGGUAAGUUUUGGGUGUAGGAGUUUUGGAGCUGUCACGGAGAACGCCUUGCCUUCCUCGUCUCAACACCUCAUUAACUUGGAAUAUGAGUGCAGUGCCCACAACUACCAUCCAAUUCCUAUUGUAUUCUCUCAAGCGAAGGGAUCGGCUAUCUGGGAUCCAGAAGGCAACAAGUAUCUUGAUUUCCUCGCUGCUUACUCUGCUGUUAAUCAGGGACAUUGUCAUCCAAAGGUUCUUAAAGCAUUAAGAGAACAGGCGGAAAAGCUAACUCUUAGCUCUAGGGCCUUUUAUAAUGACAGAUUUCCCUUAUUUGCAGAGCAUCUAACUAGCAUGUUUGGAUAUGACAUGGUCCUACCAAUGAAUACUGGUGCUGAAGGUGUAGAAACAGCUCUGAAGUUGGCAAGGAAAUGGGGUUAUGAGAAGAAAAAGAUUCCAAAAGAUGAGGCUAUCAUUGUUUCAUGUUGUGGCUGCUUUCAUGGCCGUACGCUGGCUGUUAUUUCUAUGAGCUGUGACAAUGAGGCUACUCGUGGUUUUGGGCCCUUGUUACCUGGUCAUCUUAAAGUUGAUUUUGGUGAUGCAGUUGCUCUUGAGAAGAUCUUCAGAGAAAAUGGAGACCGAAUUGCUGGAUUUCUUUUUGAACCUAUCCAAGGAGAGGCAGGGGUCAUUAUUCCUCCAGAUGGUUAUUUGAAAGCUGUCAGAGAUCUUUGCUCGAAGUAUAAUAUUUUAAUGAUUGCCGAUGAGAUACAAACUGGAUUGGCACGAACAGGAAGAAUGCUGGCAUGUGAUUGGGAAGAAGUUCGUCCAGAUGUUGUAAUUCUAGGAAAAGCAUUGGGUGGAGGUGUGGUACCUGUCAGUGCGGUGCUUGCAGACAAAGAUGUUAUGCUUUGUAUUCAACCGGGAGAGCAUGGAAGCACCUUUGGGGGAAAUCCUUUGGCCAGUGCAGUUGCUGUUGCUUCACUAGAGGUGAUCAGAGAGGAGGGACUCGCUAAGAGAUCUGACCAUAUGGGACAGGAGCUUAGGCAACACCUGUUAAAGGUUCAGAAGCAAUUCCCUAGCAUCAUUAAGGAAGUCCGUGGAAGAGGUUUAUUCAAUGCUUUGGAACUUAACAGCAAUAAUUUAUUCCCUAUCUCUGCUUAUGAUAUAUGUCUAAAGUUGAAGGAGAGAGGAGUUUUGGCAAAGCCUACUCAUGAUACCAUUAUCCGACUCACUCCUCCCCUCUGCAUGAGCCGGGAUGAGCUCAAUGAAGGGUCAAAGGCGCUGCAUGAUGUUUUGGAAUUUGAUCUACCAAAGAUGCAGAAGGCAAAGCCAGUAACUGUCUCUGCUCCAGCUUCUACUGUAUGCGAUCGUUGUGGACGCAACUUGUAUGAGUCAUCGUAGGAGCUCCAGGAAAAAGUGCAGGUUAUGAGGGAAAGCAGUGUUUGCUUAUGGUGGAAGUCAGGGAAUACACAAUUUUUCUUCCAUGUGGCCCAAAGGAAGUGGUUAUCUUGCAAUGCCCUAUCAUGUUUAAUACUAGUGACUGAAAUGCUGGUCCUUGGUUGGUAGUGAACUCUGCAGAAUUUGUACUUAUUAGUGAUCGAGCCAACAGAUGGAAUGCAUCUGCUGUUUGUACCUUUGCUUUGGGAAAAUGCUUUAAGAGCACUCGAGAUGCAAUUAGAUUGACAUUUGAAGAGUUUUGAGGUCAUAGUCUUUUGGAUUUCUUAAUCAUCUCAUUUUAUGUGAAUAUUUAGGUGCAAAUAUUCCUACGUUAGUUCUGUACUUUGUGUUUAGGUUUCAAUGUUAAGUGGCUAGUUAACUGGUUGUAGCUA
Molecule: messenger RNA, 1975 nt
Organism: Diospyros lotus (date-plum)
Lineage: Eukaryota; Viridiplantae; Streptophyta; Magnoliopsida; Ericales; Ebenaceae
Product: ornithine aminotransferase, mitochondrial
Exons: 11
Coding region: 126-1547 (473 amino acids)
Cellular component (GO): cytoplasm
Molecular function (GO): pyridoxal phosphate binding; L-ornithine transaminase activity; identical protein binding
Source: RefSeq, a predicted model, not a curated record